Racocetra fulgida is the source of this 312-nucleotide messenger RNA. Lineage: Eukaryota; Fungi; Glomeromycota; Glomeromycetes; Diversisporales; Gigasporaceae. The record is from the annotation of a GenBank genome assembly.
AUGCAACACGCAAUUGGAAGUCUAACAGACCUCGCACUUAAGAAAGAGUUACAGGAGGCAGGAGAGUUGCAGGAAGUUGAUCAGGAAGCCAAAAAUAAUGACAAAAAUGAUAAUUAUAAUGUUGAAAAAGAUGAUCAAAAAGAAAAAGAUCAAGGUGUACAAGAAAGUAGUUGUUCUGAUUCUGAUAGUUCUGACUCCAAUGGUUCUGGUGGUUCUGCUAUUUCUAGUGCUGCAUUUAUUACACCAGGAGUAAAGCUAUCUAUAGAGGGACCCACUAUUAUUCCAAUGGUCCCUUUUGGUUGCUUAGUUCAA